GAAUUCAGUCACCUUAGACGAGGCCGUCCAUGCUCAAGUAUAAUAUGAGUAGCAUUGAAGUGAACAGCUCGCUUAUACCUGCGGAUUAUCAGCAAGCAUUUAUGUCACUAUCAUCCCAGCGGUGUGUUUUCCACCAGCGGUGUGUUUUCCACCAGCGGUGUGUUUUCCUCUCGGUGUACCCAUCCACAGGUGUCUCUCCACUGGUGUAAUCGUGUAAUCAAGUCAGCCCGAGACAGAAUGUAUUGAAACUGCAACAAAAGACUCCUGAUAUAACUUCCGGGUUGAUUAUUGUAUCGGGGCAGGUUGUGAAUGUACUGAAAAGAGGUCAGUGCACAAACACGUUGUUCUUUUUUGGUCUUGAAUUAACAAGAACUAAUAACUCUGCCCUCGAUAAACCUCACGAAACCAUAUUUAUAUAACGCGUUCAUGUCAGUAGCGGAGGCGGUUGGAUUACACCCUAAAUCACCUGAAAUCUUAAGUGUUGUCUGGCUAUGGAGAGAUUGUAUCAGCAGUGAAGCCCGAAAUCUGGAGUAAUUGUCGUUUGUGUUAAACACGUUGUGAAUGAGACAAGUGAUGUUCCGUGUUUACAUCACUGGCAAGGACGGCGUAGCCAAGAGGUGUAAUCUCGGAGGGGAUUACCAGCUGGUUGUCAAGGACUCCAGUCUGUGUCUGUGUGGGGUGAAGCUGCACCAGGUCAUAUAUGAAUGGCCGUACCCUGACAUAAGAUGUUACGGGUAUACGGACAAGGCUUUUAAUUUUGUAGCUGGUCGAGCUUCAACUUCUGGAGAAGGCAUGAUUUCUGUCAAGACAGGAGAUGGCUUUGCAAUAAACGAAGCAGUCAACGAGAAGGUUCAGCUCAUGAAGAAAAACAUGGAUCUUCAGUCACGUGGAGAAAACCCAACUCCUCCCGCAGAUGGAUCUGGAGAUGACCGGCCUGAGUACACGGACCCGUACAGUGUGGAGACCCAAUCUACAGACGAGGCUGGGAUGUAUGUGAACCAGUAACAGCGGGGAAUGUUUCUGAUUCUGCGGUAAUUUAUCAGUACAUGUACGUGAAACAUAUAUGUAAUGUACAUGUAUCUUGUGAAUACUUGGAACUAAACAGUGAACACUUGUCAGUAUAUGAUAAAUAUAUGUAACUGAAUCGAGAACAUAUGGAGCUGAGGAGA
Molecule: messenger RNA, 1169 nt
Organism: Haliotis rubra (blacklip abalone)
Lineage: Eukaryota; Metazoa; Mollusca; Gastropoda; Lepetellida; Haliotidae
Product: docking protein 3-like
Exons: 2
Coding region: 562-1005 (147 amino acids)
Biological process (GO): cell surface receptor protein tyrosine kinase signaling pathway
Cellular component (GO): cytoplasm
Source: RefSeq, a predicted model, not a curated record